AGUUCGCUUUUCAUCGUCGUGUCGCUUGCAGUUAGAUUUUCACCAGCAACUGGAAAAGUUAAAUUAGCAUCAUGUCAUUGAGCGUGGAGACAGUACAAACUACGCCCUAUGAGGGCCAAAAGCCUGGAACCAGUGGGUUACGCAAAAAAGUAAAAGUGUUUACGCAGCCCAACUACACUGAAAACUUUGUACAGUGCAUUCUGGAUGCCAAUGAGGCCGCGGCGCUAAACGGCUCCACUUUGAUUGUGGGUGGCGAUGGUCGUUAUUACUGCAAAGAGGCAGCUGAACUUAUAGUGCGUAUCUGUGCUGCCAACGGAGUCGCUAAGUUGCUGGUGGGUCAAAAUGGCAUACUCUCUACUCCAGCAGUCUCCAGCUUAAUACGUCACAACAAGGCGCUGGGUGGCAUUGUUUUGACUGCUUCGCACAAUCCUGGCGGUCCUGAAAAUGAUUUUGGUAUCAAGUUCAACUGCGAGAACGGCGGACCUGCUCCUGAUGCCUUCACCAACAAAAUUCAUCAGCUCUCAACGAUUAUUAAGAAUUACAAGCUGGUGCGUGGUCUGCAGAUUGACAUCUCCAAGGUGGGGGUAAGCAAUUAUGAUAUUGCUGGCAAGCCAUUUGUUGUCGAGGUUAUUGACUCAGUGGCAGACUAUGUGCAACAUAUGGAGGAGAUCUUUAACUUUGCCAAAUUGCGCGAGUUCGUGAGCGGAAAAGCUACUGGCAAGCCGUUGAAGAUGCGCAUUGACUCCAUGAAUGGUGUCACUGGUGCCUAUGUGCGUGAGAUAUUUCUCAAUCGUUUGGGAGCUGCAGAGGCUUGUGUAGUGCACACCACACCGCAGCCUGAUUUUGGCGGCUUACAUCCAGAUCCUAAUCUGACCUAUGCCAAGGAUCUGGUAGAUACGGUUGCUAAGGGAGACUACGAUAUUGGCGCGGCAUUUGAUGGCGACGGUGAUCGCAACAUGAUAAUUGGAAGCAAAGCGUUUUUUGUGACACCCAGCGAUUCCUUGGCUGUAAUUGCUCACUACUUGGAGGCCAUACCCUACUUCCAGAAGAAUGGUGUGCAAGGAUUUGCUCGCAGCAUGCCCACAGCUUCGGCUGUGGAUCUGGUCGGCAAGAGGCUGGGCAAGGAAGUGUUCGAGGUGCCUACUGGUUGGAAAUACUUUGGAAAUCUUAUGGACGCUGGUCGCUUGUGCCUGUGCGGUGAAGAGAGCUUCGGCACCGGCUCCAAUCACAUACGUGAAAAGGACGGCAUCUGGGCAGUGCUGGCCUGGAUUUCUGUCAUGCAGCACACUGGCAAAAGCAUUGAGGAUAUACUGAAGCAGCAUUGGUCUGUCUAUGGACGUAACUACUUUACUCGCUACGACUAUGAGGAGUGCGAUCUGGAGCCCUGCAAUGAGAUGAUGGCCACCAUGGAGCAAAACAUCACUGCCGCUGAUUUUGCUGGAAAAAGCUUUACCAGCGGCGGAAAGAGCUACAAGGUGAAAGAAGCAGACAACUUUAGCUACACGGAUCCCGUCGACAAAUCGGUGGCCACCAAGCAGGGAUUGCGCAUUGUCUUCGAGGAUGGCAGUCGCAUUGUCAUGAGACUCAGCGGCACGGGCAGCUCCGGUGCCACAGUGCGCUUGUACAUUGACUCCUAUGAGAAGGAAAAUGUGUUGGGCCAGGCCAGUGUCAUGUUAAAGCCUCUUAUUGAUAUCGCUUUGGAAAUCUCACAGCUACCCAAGUUCACAGGGCGCAGUGCGCCUACAGUUAUUACAUAGGUAUAUUAAUUGUAACUCAACUGCCAUGCUUAAUGUUGCCUAUCUCCAACUACUUUGACACCGAAUUUGUUAACUUUUUAAUUUAAACAAUAAAUAAAAUGCUUCAAGUUUC
This is a messenger RNA of Drosophila busckii, 1869 nucleotides long. RefSeq names its product phosphoglucomutase (gene Pgm1). Gene Ontology annotation, cellular component: cytosol. Gene Ontology annotation, biological process: carbohydrate metabolic process. Gene Ontology annotation, molecular function: phosphoglucomutase activity; magnesium ion binding. The coding region runs from base 72 to 1757 and encodes 561 amino acids. The record is from RefSeq and is a predicted model, not a curated record. NCBI's taxonomy places the organism in Eukaryota, Metazoa, Arthropoda, Insecta, Diptera, Drosophilidae. The transcript has 4 exons.